AUCGGAAGCCACCGGUUCCCUCUCGAUUGCAGAGCAGUGAGCUCCCAUGGCGGACGAAGCAGAAGCUGCACCUGCCGGAGAAGACGUCAUGGAAACGGAAGCUCUGGCAGUGGAACCUCGAGAGCAGCAACAGGUCGAAGUCGCAGCAUCUCUCUUUCCUCUAGCAAGCUCGUCUUUGUCAAUCCCCGCCACGCCGAGCGCCCCCCAGUGGCUCAGCAACUCCAGCUUCACCGUCGACCUCUCCACCGUAAACGUCGAAGUCGCCUCCCUCCACAGCCGCGACGCGGAGCUGGAGCCUGAAUGGGAAGAGGACAGGGAGGGAGAGGACAAGGCAACCGCCAAGGCUUCAUACGAGCUGCUGGAAUCCUCCGGGUCGGAUGGCGACACGAGGAGGGAGAGGAAAAGGAGGAGCAAGAAGAAGAAGCGGAAGAGGGAGAGAUCGAGGGAGCGAGCAGACGUGGGGGCCGAAUUCGGGGCAAGGAAAUCUGGUGUUCGUGCGUGGGCCGGCCCGGACUUUAAGCCGGCGAAGGAAUAUUACUUCGAUUCCCACGGGGAUCGGGAUAACUUGGCAUUUGGAAGUCUUUACAGAAUGGAUGUUGCCCGCUAUAAGCCUUUCAGUUCAGAUAAAGGUUUUGGCCUCGGGUUUGGAAGGUCUUAUCAGAGAAAGGGAUCUGUAUUUGACAGGGAUGAGGACAUCGAUGCACUGGACAGUAAACUAAAAUCCGAUGGUCGCUAUUGGUCUCCCAGAUAUUCGGCUUUGGAACGUCAUAAAAGUUAUAGGCGCUUUCGGAUUCUUGCACCCAAGAAGUCCGAUGAUGUAGUUCUGGAUGAUUUUAUUCCUUUAUCAGAAGCUGAGACCUCACAUGAGAGCGCUGAUGGUAGUUCGACCUUAAGAACCACGAUAGAGGAGUCAUGGGAAGACAAGGUGCUGCGGAAGACACGGGAGUUCAACAAAAUGACUCGAGAGCAUCCUCAUGAUGAGAGAAUAUGGUUGGAAUUUGCUGAAUUUCAAGAUAAGGUUUCGAGUAUGCAACCCCAGAAAGGUGCCCGUCUGCAAACUCUUGAAAAGAAGAUCAGUAUCUUAGAGAAGGCAACUGAACUCAAUCCAGAUAAUGAGGAUCUAUUACUUGCCCUUCUGAAGGCUUAUCAGAGUAGAGAUAGCAGUGAUGCGCUCAUUGGAAGAUGGGAAAAGAUACUCGUACAGCAUUCAGGAAGUUGCAGAUUGUGGCGGGAGUUUUUGCAUGUUCUACAAGGUGAAUUUUCCAGGUUCAAAGUUUCUGAGUUGAGGAAGAUGUAUGCUCAUGCAAUCCAAGCCCUAUCUUCAGCAUGCAGCAGGCAAUCCAGGCAGGUUAAUCACAUUGGUGGAUCUCCUGAUAAAGCUACCACUCAAUUGGAGGUUGGGCUUGUUGAUAUAUUUCUCAGUCUUUGUAGGUUUGAAUGGCAAGCGGGUUACCAGGAAUUGGCCACUGCAUUGUUCCAGGCUGAAAUUGAAUUUAGUUUGUUUUGUCCCUCCUUGCACUUGACUGAGCUGAACAAGCGAAGGCUUUUAGAACAUUUCUGGAACAGUGGUGGUGCAAGAGUUGGAGAAGAAGGGGCACUUGGUUGGGCCACAUGGUUGGAGAAAGAAGAGGAAGAUAGGCAAAGGGUUAUGAAAGAAGAGUCUUCACUAGAUGAUGAAAAAGGUGGUUGGACUGGCUGGUUAGAGCCUCCAUCCAGGAAUGCAAAAACAACUGAAGAUGCAGUGGAGAUCCCCAAUGCAGCUUUUGAGGAACUCCCAGAGGAGCUUGAGGUUGAGCCUGAAGAUCUCAAACAGGAAGAUGACACUGAAACUUUACUGAAAAUGCUAGGCAUUGAUGCUGAUGCUGGGGCGAAUGUCGAGGUCAAAGACCCCUCAACAUGGGUUAGAUGGUCAAAGGAAGAGUCUUCCAGAGAUUGUGAUCAAUGGAUGCCUAUUCAUUCUGAACCCGCUGGGACCUCUCCCAACGAUGGGAAACCUGACAAGGAAGACGAUGAACAGCUUCAGAGUGUUAUACUAUAUGAAGAUGUUAGUGAGUUUUUGUUCUCACUGAGCUCUGAGGAAGCACGUCUGUCUCUAGUCUCGCAAUUUGUUGAUUUUUAUGGUGGAAGAAUAUCUCAGAGUGUUUGCACAAACAGCUCAAGUUGGAUGGAGAAAAUCCUCAGCCUUGAGGCAUUCCCUGAAAAUAUAUCUCAGCAUUUGAGGAGUGUUCACGAUAUUUUAGCAAAGGCAGAAAUUUGUUCUAAUGGCCAUAAUAGCUUGGAGUUCCUCCUAAGCGGCGAAAACAAGCUUCAUCAGAGGACUAAUAUGAUGACAUUCCUUCGAAAUGCUGCCCUACUCUGUCUAAAUGUCUUCCCUCGAAAUUACAACCUCGAAGAAGCUGUCCUCAUUGCUGAAGAGUUGUCUGUUACUGAAACGAACUCUUCUAGCAAUUCUGCAACUCCGUGCCGAGUUCUUGCCAAAAGCCUCUUGAAGAAAGAUCGUCAGGAUGUCUUACUUUGUGGAGUUUAUGCACGGAGGGAAGCUGCUUUCGGGAACAUUGAUCAUGCAAGAAAAGUAUUUGACAUGGCUUUAUCAUCUGUUGAAGUGCUUCCCCCGAAUCUAAAAUCAACUGCACCCCUUUUACACCUAUGGUAUGCGGAGAUGGAGCUCUCAAGUGGUCUGGAUGAAGGUUCAGAAUCCUUGUCCCGGGCUAUCCACAUUUUAACUUGCUUUGGGAGUGAUGUAGCAUACAGCCCAUUCAAAAGUCUACCUUCAAACUUGCAAUUGCUGAGAGCCCGUCGAGGCUUUAAAGAGAGAAUCAAAACAGUACGUUCUGCAUGGACAAUAGGGGCCAUUGAUGACCAAUCUGUUGCUAUUGUCUGCUCAGCAGCUCUGUUUGAGGAGUUGACUGUUGGGUGGGCUGCAGGUAUCGAAGUUCUCGAUCAGUCCUUCUCAAUGGUGCUUCCAGAGAGGAGAAGCAACAGUUAUCAACUCGAGUUUUUAUACAACUUUUACUCGAGGAUGUUUCGGAGGCAUCAGAAGCAGUUGACCCUGCCAAAGAUGUGGGAUAUGAUCAUACAGGGCUUGCAGAUCUACCCUUUCAAUCCCGACCUCUUUAGCACUUUAGUUGACAUAAGCCAUGUCUACACCACCCCGAAUAAGCUGCGGUGGUUCUUCGACAGCUUCUCUUGCAAGAGACCUUCAGUGAUUGUCUGGCUUUUCGCAUUGGCUUUCGAGAUGACGAAGGCCAAUUCCGAGCACAGAAUACAUGGGCUGUUUGAGAGGGCAUUGACCAAUGAGAAGUUGCGUUCUUCAGUAGUACUUUGGAGGUGCUACAUUGCAUAUGAGAUUGAUGUAGCUAGAAACCAUUAUGCAGCAAGGCGGGUUUUCUUCCGAGCUAUUCAUGCUUGUCCAUGGUCUAAGAAGUUGUGGCUCGAUGGCUUCCACAAGCUUAGUUCCGUUCUGACUCCGAAAGAACUAUCGGAUUUGCAGGAAGUAAUGCGGGACAAAGAGUUGAAUCUGCGAACAGAUAUUUACGAGAUUCUCUUGCAAGAUGAGGGCAUGUCAUGAAGCGAAAACCAAAGAACAGUUAAUGUUCCCUGACAUACAUGUAUAAAAUGAAAAAAAUCGUAGUUCGUGUACGUUAGAUUUCAAAUCUUGAUCAUCAAAUUAUGAAAAAGCUAGAUUCUGAUGA
Punica granatum (pomegranate) is the source of this 3692-nucleotide messenger RNA. Lineage: Eukaryota; Viridiplantae; Streptophyta; Magnoliopsida; Myrtales; Lythraceae. The record is from RefSeq and is a predicted model, not a curated record.